Lolium perenne is the source of this 1357-nucleotide messenger RNA. Its product is annotated as mitochondrial uncoupling protein 5. Gene Ontology annotation, biological process: transmembrane transport. The record is from RefSeq and is a predicted model, not a curated record. Lineage: Eukaryota; Viridiplantae; Streptophyta; Magnoliopsida; Poales; Poaceae.
GUGUCCUAGGUUACGAGAGGAGAGACCCAGCCCAGCACGGACAAGUCGCCCACCCGGCCUGCCUGUCUGGUUGUCUCCCCUCCGCUCCGCGGCCGCCUCCCCAGCGCUGGCCGGGGGCGUCCAGAUUUGUAGCCGCAUGACCCUCCGCACCGCCGAAUCACCACACACGACGGCGACGGCGACAUGGGGCUGAAGGGCUUCGUCGAGGGCGGCGCCGCCUCCGUCGUCGCCGGCUGCUCCACGCACCCGCUCGACCUCAUCAAGGUCCGCAUGCAGCUCCACGGCGAGCUGCCCCCACCAGCCCCAGCCAUGCGCUUCGCCCUCGUCUUCCCCUUCCCGCAGCACCACCACCUCCUCCAGCCCCCGCCGCGCAAGCCCGGGCCCAUCGCCAUGGGCGCCCAGAUCCUGCGCGCCGAGGGCCCCACCGGCCUCCUCUCCGGGGUCUCCGCCACCGUGCUGCGCCAGGCCGUCUACUCCUCCACCUCCAUGGGCCUCUACGACACCAUCAAGCGCCGGUGGGAGCGGGACUCCGGCGGCUCCCCGCUCCCGCUGCACCGCAAGCUCGCCGCCGGCCUCGUCGCCGGCGGCGUCGGCUCCACCGUCGGCAACCCCGCCGACGUCGCCAUGGUCCGCAUGCAGGCCGACGGGCGCCUCCCCGCCGCCGAGCGCCGCAACUACCGCAGCGUCGCGCACGCCAUCGCCCGCAUCGCGCGCGACGAGGGCGUGCGCAGCCUCUGGCGCGGCUCCUCGCUCACCGUCAACCGCGCCAUGAUCGUCACCGCCUCGCAGCUCGCCACCUACGACCAGGCCAAGGAGGCCAUCCUCUCCCGCCGCGGCCCCGCCGCCGACGGGCUCGCCACGCACGUCGCCGCCAGCUUCGCCGCCGGCCUCGUCGCCGCCGCCGCCUCCAGCCCCGUCGACUGCGUCAAGACCAGGGUCAUGAACAUGAAGGUGCAGCCCGGCUGCCCGCCGCCCUACGCCGGCGCGCUCGACUGCGCCAUCAAGACCGUGCGCUCCGAGGGCGCCCUCGCGCUCUACAAGGGGUUCAUACCCACCGUCACGCGGCAGGGGCCCUUCACCGUCGUGCUCUUCGUCACGCUCGAGCAGGUCCGCAAGUUGCUCAAGGACUUCGAUUUCUGAAGCAACACUCGACUCUAGGGUAUGCCAUUGCUAAAAUUAUUAUGACGGCCUCCUCCUCCUCUCCCAUCGAUGGCAAGCUGCAGCUCCACUGUUUCUGUGCUUUGCACGGAUUUGAUAAAUUAUGGUGGAAAUUUUGAUCUGUGCGAAACUUUGAACAAUUUGUGGGAAUUUUGAUCUGUGCUACAUAUUGAUCAAUUAGAUAGUCGGGAUUUUUAUC